Molecule: messenger RNA, 9986 nt
Organism: Porites lobata
Lineage: Eukaryota; Metazoa; Cnidaria; Anthozoa; Scleractinia; Poritidae
Source: the annotation of a GenBank genome assembly
AUGCCUCCCAAGAAAGGGAAAUCAAAAGCCGCCGCUGCAACCGAGGUCGUGCGAAGCUCUCGCUUCAAAACGCUGGAGGUAGAUGAAAGAAUCUCGAUUAAAAGUUUUGUAGAAAAACACAAGCUGAAAUUCGCGACUGGAAGGGGAUUCUAUCAACUAACAAAACCUGAAACUAUUCAGUUCCACAAAGAGAUUGUGGUCAGAAGAAAAUCUGACGGAAAAAUGGCUUCUGGAGAUGAGGUAAAGAAUUGUUUUUUCUAAAACUUUUAUGUGUGAACUUACGAGUUUUGCAAAUGGCAUGCUCAGUGUUUCUUAAUUCAACGAAAGGAUGGAGACACAAGACAAUACUGAAUAUGUUCAGAAACGAACACAAGUCACACAACCAUUUUAGAUCGUUAAAAUUAAAUAUCUGCCAGUUCUAGGGUCUAAAUUUAAGGAAAAUUAGCAAGGAAAACCGUGAAUUUUUAGAGUGAGUCACUCUGGGGCUGCAUUGCUUAUAAUUUUAAGCUGGUCUGAGAUUCAGGACAGGUGUAUAUAAAAGUAAACUUACUUCUCUUAAAAUAAAAUCUUAUUAAAUUAUAAAUUUUAUUUCCCCUAUAAUAUCUACUUGUCCAUUUAACUAUGUCGUCUAAAAACUGCGGUAGAACUGAGCUGAUACUGAAAUUGUAGACUGGGGUUUUUUUAUUAUCUAAAUCAAGAGCUUAACAGUUGAACACUUCCAAAAUAAAUUAAUUUUAUUACACCACCAAAGGACUCCCCAAGGUCUGCAUCAUAAAGAUGUUUUUGAGUUGGCCUCUUACACAAAUAUCUCUGUCUGACUCUCUGCUGCACCACUACAUUUAAAAAUACUGAACCCCGAAUAAGCGCCCUACAUGAGGGUCUAAAACUAGGGAAGAUUGUUUUAGUUUGUGUAAAUUAUAUAAUGAGAGUGCAACAAUUAAUUAUUGUGGCUGCACUUGUAAAAGAAUGGAAAUAAAUCUCCUUUGUCAGAAAAAAUUUUUCCUGCAUAGCUGGCCACAUGAGAUUCAAACGAAUAAUUAUCCCAUCCAUCAGGCCAAGUUUGAAAUUAGCACCAAGCCAAGGACAUUUAGAGAAUCGAAAAUCAAAAUCUAAACUUAAACCUCAAAGGAACCAUAAUACUGGGACCAGUAUACUUUCUUAAGCUCUUUAGAUUUACAGCCUAGAAUUUAAAUCACUGAUAUCUUUUAACAGGUUCGUGCAUUACUUGGAAUUGCUAAAGAGACUGUCAAAUUCAAGCUCGACAAGGAAAAACUGGCGGAUUUUGAUGUGUUUGUCCAGUCGACCUCUUACAACCGGAUCUUAUUGCCAGACACUGAGUUUCUGUAUGACACAGGUGAAAAAGAAAGUACAGCUGUUUCAGAUGAAGCUGUAAAAGUAGAUUCUACUGCAACUGUAGAUACUUCUAAAAAAACUGAACCCAGCACAAGCCGAGGAGCUGGCAGAGGAAAGCGGAAAAAAGCAGAGGAAGAGGUACACAGUAAACUCUCGCUAAUUAGAUGAAUACAGCUGGGAGAAGCAUAUAGCUUCCCAUAAAGCCAUUCUUAGACUUUGUCACGCAUUCCUGUCCCAUGAGUGUUUAUGUUCUCUGAAGAGGAUUGUGUGACGAGCGAAAAGAAUGUCUAUGUGCGAGGCUACAGCAGAAGUAGGGCUGUCACUAAGAUUUCAAGUUACUGGGUGUAUAUGCAAUUAGUAUAGACAGGAAAUUGGACAACUAGAAUGUUCCUUUUGUUCUAUUUUCUCUUUGUUCCUUAUGAAAGUAUAGCCAGGGGUCAUGCUAACAGUAGCCAGGGGAAAUUUUUGGCACUGCCCCUGUUUUACGUAACUGUCCUUUGAAAGUGCCCAUUUUGUUAUGAGAGUUGUCUGCUCAUAAAAAGAUUCCAGGAAAAUGACUAUAAGCAAUGGCAGGGAUAUUAACCAUCUCCUGAUAGCUGUUUUAAAUUUAGAGAAAGUUUGUCUUUGAAAAUCAUUGUUAAAUAAACUCCCUGUCUUGAUCAUUGGACUAUUUCAACUUUGCCUGUGCAAUUGACUGCGCAUGCGGCCCCAGUGUACACUGUUUUGAGGUGUCUUAUUUAAUAUUGGUGCAAUUUGUCCUUUAAUUUAGGAGAGAAUCAUCUGUAUUCUUCUAUGCAUUAAUUUCUUCUAAAGAUAAAGUGACCCCUUUUUCAUGGGUAACCUAAAUAGGUUGCAUGCACUAGCUGCCAGGGCGAUAUUUUUGAUAUUUUGUGGUUCAAUUCUAUGGCUUAAGUUUUGAUACCAAUUAAGUUAUAAAAUCUUUAGUUGUGUUUUGUUUCCAUCAUGGCCUUUAUAUGUCGACUGGCCAGGCAGUUAUGUAAAGUUAAUGUUACAGGUCAAAAUUAAAUUCAGGCUAAAUGCUAUGGCUUAAUAAUUAUUCAUGGGUAGGUGUAUGGAAAAGUUGGGAGGUUUUAAAUGUGGGAACUUUGAUGACAUCAUCAAAACCUGGACUAGUUCAACCCUUAUAACUUUAUCUAUAGCCUAUUAACAUUCAGUGAGUUACCUCGCUUUAGCCUUAAUCUAAUCUAGCUUUUCCUGAAGGUUCCCCCAUUACAUUAUUUUUGUUUUAUUUAAAAAAGGCCUUGAGGUCUAAUGCUAGAGAGUAGCAAGGCCUGAUCAACAUUAGCAUUACAUUUGGGGUCUUCUUAAAAUUAUAUGGCUAUUAUUUUCUACCAUAACCAUGAAUUUGUUUUCAAAUUAACAUUUUUAUAGGCAACGGCAGCUACUAAGGAAGAGAUAGAAGAUCGCGAGAAAGCAUCCUCCCCAUCAAAGAAGUCAAAAGUAGCAGCAUCAGCAGCAGCUGCAACUGGAGGAGCUGAUGUAAAGGAAAUAGUAUUUUCAUUUGAUACCACUGGCUCCAUGUACCCUUGCUUAACUCAGGUAAAGAUAUUUUGAAAAUCAAAGGACAUAGGUAGACAUGCCUCCUGUCCAGGGAGGGAAGUGGUGGUGAUGGUAGUGGGAGGAGGGGGGUGGUGUUGUCAUUUUUUAACAAUGCCAAGUUAAACUCUGUGAUAGUCAAGCAUUUCAUCCAGAGAGGAGGUAGACUGUGAGCAGUCUCUUAUUUUUCUUUUGAGUCACAGUAGAUCAAGAGCAUGCAUGGGGGGCGAGCAUCAAAGCCACGAGGAACAAGGGCAGAAACCUAAGUGCCCCAAUCUUUCCUCCUUUUUACCAUUAAUUUGCAUAAUUUUACUUUUUCUCUCGCCGUGCGUGGCUCUGAGGAAAGAAGGAGGACUGCUCGGUAAUUAAGGAGCAGUUACAAGGAUGUUGACUGUUGACCAUUGUUCCUCCCAUCCCCCCCACGCCCCACGUGUCUCCCUUAUUCACCUUGCACCAAGCCCUCUCUUUUGACCCCACUUUCUGUUCCCCUCAAUCUUUCUGCUGAAGUUCAAAGCUAGGAUGAAUUUAGACUUUCUAAAAGUCCUUUAUUUAUUUUUCGUGGUUGGUUAUGCCAUUUUAAAGGACUUUUUUCGUACCUGUUUGGCGCGAAAUUCAGUGGUCGAAAAUUCUACAGGUGACGUCAUGACAAUUGACCAAUAGGACAGUGAGUGAUAUUUCAUCCCCCUCCUGUCACAGCAUGUGUCAAUCAUUUUUUUUGUCUGGAUUUUUAAUAUGAUUCAAAUCCAUUCAGUCAAAACAAGUCAACCUCGAGACUUCUUCGCUCGGUCGCUGCGGACCUCAUGCAUUGAAGCUCGCUUUGCUCACUUUUAAGAACUUAUGAGAGGUCGACUUGUAGCAAGUCUAGGAUGAAUUAUGAAGAAGCUGGGAAGUCAUUCCCCUGUACACAGCAACACCUGUGUCACACUUGCUAGUGUACAUAUACGCUUAAAAGAGGUGUCUACAAAACACCAGUUUCUUUUGCGAAAGAUGUAAGACCAAGGUUGUAGUGGACUAACUGGUGCUCAUGUCCGUAUUAUGUAAAGACUGUCAGCUUUAUGUAAGGUCUUAUUAGUACAGGUUUCACCAUGCAUCCUUGUCCAUUUUCCCUAGAAACCACUAAUUUUUAACAAGAGACUGUAUGCAAUUUACAAGUAAUUUUGAAUUUUUUUAAGUCACGAAUUUAGCUUAUAACAUUUAACUUUUUUAUGAUAGGUGAGGAAACGUGUGGAAGAAACAGCUACUCGUCUGUUUCGCGAGAUUCCCGGCAUUCGCAUUGCUGUGUUUGCACAUGGCGACUAUCAAGAUAAAUCACAGACAUAUGACACAAAGUGGGUGGACUUUACUUCUGAUAAGAAGAAAGUAUGUGAUUUCAUCAAGAAUGUAUCCUCGACCUGUGGAUAUGAUUCUGACGAGUGCUAUGAGCUGGUUCUUAGGCAGGUAAGAUUUGUGAGGAUUAUCGGCGUUCAUUUUCGCGAUACAAGUUGAUUCAGUCCGGAGGUCUGAAAUAGUUUCCGUACUUGGCUCAAAGAAUGACGAAUGUUCACCCUAAAUGUUUUUUAUGUUCUCGCGAAAACUGUACUUGAAGUCAUCGAAAUUGUCAUCUAGUUUCACUGCUUAAGUUCGUAUCGAACCGACUUUGUAUCGAAACGAACGGUUUCCUCUGCGAGUCUGUCUAUCAGGGCAUAUGUACCUGCGGUUGUCGCUUUCGUCGCUCGUUUGCGAUGGAUUAUGGAGUUCAUUCACUUUGGGGCGAACUCGAUUACUUACGGGGCUAACUAGUAGGGAGCUAACUCGCUAUGGGGCGAAACCACUGUCUUCCGUCUAGGCGGGCGGGGGGAGGGGGAUGAAGAAACCGGGUUUAGCUUCCACCGGCUUUAGGGCUACUUCGCUUGAAAGUAGAAUCAACCUGUGCCCAUUUACUUUCUAGUCUGUCCAGCUGAGCUUUGAAUAUUUCUUUGUACUGUAUCCUUCCCCGUAGAGAAUAAAACUUGGUGGUAAAGGUGUACGGACGAGAGGUUUUACCCUGUGAGCAGAGGUAGAGAUGUUUAAGCCACUAAUGUCAUUGUGUCCCGGGCUCUUAUCUCGGAGUGCGGGUCGAGUCUUUUGUUUUUCCUUAUCCUAAGUUUGUUUGUUUGUGUUCUCCUUGUUUUGCUCUUUCCGCCUACUACGCUUUUCUUUCUCUUUAAAUUAUAAUUCGACCUUGAAUGCACGACCACGUGUAAAACGGGUCCUCCAUUUUUCUUAUGUUUAAACGGCGAAGAACAGUGAACAGUCGUAAGAUACAAUAAAGAAAAAAUAGAAAAUUUACAAGGUGCGCUACAAAAAAUAGCUAAAGCUUAAAACUGAUAGAGGUGCAACGUGUUUACUACGUUUCAACUUUCCUAAACGCGUUAAACAUUUACCUCUCACUUCAACAUUUUAAAGAAAGCUUAACUAAGGAUAUACGUUUUUUUUAAUGUAUUCGCCAUUACAUUUUCUUACCUUGAACUGUAAACGUCAAACGAAUGACAACCGGGCUUCAACCUUUAUGAAAAGCGCAACUUCUUGCGUCUUUAAAACGUAUUUUAACUUAUUUAUGAAUAACUAAUAUUUUGCCGCUCUUUUGCAUAAAUUGGUGAACACUAGGCGACAUGCUCACGAUUUUGUAUCGCUCAAAUCUCUACUGGGAAUAAAUACAGUGGUUGCUUACAAUUUACAUGGCAAACCCGGCGGUCGGUUCACGUUUUGGCUAAAUGGUAAGCAAAUUUCAGGACUGGUAAAUUUCGUCCCGGAAUCGCGUUUUCCAUUCCCGGCACAAAUCAGUUCCAUUUACUGAAAAACGGCCGGAAAGCCAAAAACUGGUAUCAAUGAUGGCCUUGAAGUGUAACGCGAAUUGUCGGAACAUUCAAAUCGAAAAAACAGGACUACCUUUUCAGGUGUUCCUUUGCUCCCGGAAUAUUUCCAUUUAUUCCAGUGUAUCGCGUUUCUGACCUUUUUUCAACUGAUUUUUUUUGCUAGUUUUUAAUUCCUUGUUAUUAUAUUUACGUUCUUGCAAUUUCCACUUAUUCAUUGAAAAAAAUAUAUAUAUAUUCCACAUGUAUUCCUUUCUCGAGUAUUGUAGACUCUUAAUUAUUACCCUCUUUCCAGAAACUCAGUUUCACGUCAUAUUAGUUAUCGCACCAUAUGCGAAGCCAAGAAACUGCCAAAAUGACGAUUUUUCUCCCGCCGAUUUCUGUUAGGAGAGCACGUGGUUUCUCGUCAUCCGUGACCUCGCUUUUGAGUCAAGUGAUGGUUAUUACACGGCAGCUUGCUGGUUACUGUGUUUAUUUAUGUGAUCCUAAAGUCUCUUCUCUGGAAUUUUAAUCCAAGGUCCGUGAAGAGUUAUCCUGGACCCCAGAUUCCCAGCGGUCACUGGUGAUGAUCGGCGAUGCCUCACCCCACCCUCCUUCGUACCACCUCAACACGCUAAAAAUCGAUUGGCGUCAAGAAGCUAAGAAGCUCUACAACGAGAUGGGGGUGCGCAUCUACUCGGUACAGUGCCUCAACUAUGGUGGCUCGAACACUUUUUACCGUCAGCUCGCCGAACUCACAUGUGGUUGGCAUUUGAAACUAGAUCAGUUCGCGUCUAUUGUGGACUUCCUGACGGCUAUAUGUUACCGUGAACAGGGGGUUGAACAGCUUGAAGCUUUUGAAACCGAAGUGAAGUCGAGAUCCAAGGGUUCUGGAAUGAACCGUAAUUUGCACGCGUUAUUUGAUACCCUGGCCGGCAGAACGAAAAGUACGUACAGCGGAGGAACCGACUAUGGGGGACUGGAACCAGUGAAUCCCUCUCGAUUUCAGGUAUUUGACGUACGUCAUCUUGAGUGAUCGUUUGGUAGCUAACGGCACUUAAGUUUUCUCCUUAUCUUCACUUAAGCGCUGGUUAACAAAAUUACAUUUUCCUGGCCGCGCAUACUAAGGUUCUUUUCCUCAUGCGGACGUUUGCGCGAAGUUUUCUUCAAACUGUUAGUCACUGACGUCAUAAAUUAAUAAAAAAGGAGUUGGCGUUGGGGGUAGCCUGUGUACAGACGUUCCCCCCUCCCUCAGAAAAAAUCGGGAGAAGAGACGUCUGUGAAUCGCCGACGAUAAUCGUGUUCCCGUUUCCCCGGAAUGUUGGGGACAGCCUCUGAUUGGUUGUAAUGUUAAUGCCAUGACGCAAAUCAUUUCCGGUGUUGCGAUUGGUGAAUGAAUCUCAGAAUAGAUUCCCCGGGAAAAAACUCAGCCUUUGUGGACAGCUCACCGCAUUUAUAUUUGUUUACUUGGAUUUCGACUCUCUGGAAUAGGUAUGUGAAAUUAGGACCACCGAUGUUUGCUGCACCGGUUGCGGGUGGACGUACAGAGAUCACCGCUUAAUCAGAAAUCUUAUAUCUGGAUUUUAGCGUGGACAUUGCGUGAAGAUGUUCGGCUGGUCCAUGCACAGACGCCAGGGCUAUUUUUGGCCUACAUGUUGCCGGUCAUGUCUCAUAGAAUUAGGCAAAAGUAAGGCUAUUGUAUUUUCUUGCUGAAGAGAAGUGAACGAUCCUUUACAUGAAACCUACUCAAAAUCACCGAAUGGAUCAACUCCUGCAUAACAAGCUUGACUGUAAACAGUGCUUCCGAGAUCAAAAUUCUGUCAAACCAAAAACCACAGGAAAUCGAUGUACAGUUACAGAGAGACUUUAUCAGCUAAAAAAAAAUUUAAAAAAAAAACUUGAAAAGCACGAAAUACUCGUUUUAAAUGGCAUUUUAGCUAGAUAUUCUAGUUAGAGCUUAGCUUAGCAAUAAAUGUUGAGAACAUCCGAGAGAAUAACUGCGUGCGCGCUCUAAAAGAGUCCCCAGUCGUGUUGGUCUGUCAACACCUUUUCAACUGUCCGAUGAAACAACAACAAAACAUAAUUUUUUCUGAGGGAGGGGGAACGUCUGUACACAGGCUACGUUGGGGGUGGGGGGUCACUUUUACAAUUGUUUGGAAUAUGAGGCGUCUUAGGGGACCCCCUAAUUCAGACAAAAUCGGUCGUCGUUACUGGAUUAGGCCCGAAUUUCUAUAACAAAUUACUUACUUACUCACGGUCGACGCCUAGAAGACGACGGGAUGAAAACUGACCCCACAAGGGUCUCAUACAAGUUUUAAGAUCCCCAACGUUUUCCAGACCCGUAUCCCUUAGCGGUGUGGUUAUGUGUGUAAUAGUCGGAGUCUCACGUCUGUAGGCACCCAUGUUUUCAGCUUUUUCGCUGGAGAGCUAUCAUCACGAGAAAAAAAUCCCUAGAAAGUGCAAUUCUUCUAUUUUAAAAACACUAGCGCGCUAGUUUGUAGGCGAUAUUAAAAUAUGCUGUCCGUAUGCACUCAAGGACUGUCAUAGGAGUUUCACCGGAGUUGACCAGUUUUCGAGUUUUAGUGAAAAUUGUCGGUUCAGGGUAGCACUAUGUUACCGAAUCUUAUACAUUUAUUUGUUCAUUUAUUUUUUUCUCAGAUCUUGGACGUCGACGAACGCUGCGACAUUCGUACCUUCGUCGAGAAGAAUGACCUUUCAUUCAAAACAGGGCGGGGAUUCUAUGAGUUCACAAAGCCAGAGAAGAUAUCGGAUAAAAAGGAGGUGGUUCUAGUUGAUAAAGUCUCUGGUGAUAUGUUUACAGGUCCGGAGGCCUGCGAAAUGAUUGGUGCGGGAGGAACAGCCCGAAUUAAACCUACUUCCUUUGAUAAGUGGAGGGUAUUUGUGCAAAGUACAUCGUAUAACCGAGUCUUAAUGCCAGGUACUGGGUUUUUAUAUGAAGUUGAUACCGAUCGUUAAUUUUGAUACUAGCAUAAAGUUAUUGGGCAAUCUCACUGCUAUGUAUCGAGCUAGGGUUUUCAAAUCAAAUGUUUCUGCACAACAAACAUGCGUAACUGCACUAUUCUCCACGAUAGUUACCCAAUCGAUUUUAUUUCACUCUCUAAGUGUGUGUUCCACGAUUCCAUUAUGAAUUUGCUCUCAAGUUCUGUUAUAGUUAACAUAACUCUGAAAGUCAAUAAUAACUUAACUACGACAUUACUUCUAUCCGGCCCGAGAGAAUCUCAACAGAAAGUCAAGGAAAAUAUAAAUUUAUCUCAGUUCGUAAAAGAACUAGCUAUAGUGGAAAACAAAUGUUGUAUUUUAAAGUCACUGGAGAAAUAUUGUAUUGUAUUUUAAAGUCACUUCAUUUACUCGUAGUUUGUUGAUCUUUUUUGAUUAAUUGUUUAUUAGCUUUUUAAUUUUCAUAAUUGUAGUUCCUGUCCAGCAUUCAAAUUCAGUUGUAACUUUUGUAACUUAAUUUAACAAUUAACAAUUGUAACUGGUUAUAAGUUUGUCUUUUAAAUAUGUAAUUUUUAGUUGUUUCGUACCAUUACUUAGCCUAAUGAGUCCUGUAAAUUAAUUCUGAAAAACUUAAUUGGGAGACUUAAUCAAAUAUAUUGUAUUGUAUUGGGAAUUUAUUCCACCGUUGUAUAAUUAACGCCAUGUUUACACGGCAUCGGACGAAUUUUCGACCGCUUUAAAGGGACAGGUUCACGGUUAAGGGUAUGCUCAUUAAUUAAAUUCCUUUUUUCCGAUUUAUUAUUUAUUCUAUCGGUUAAUAAUCCCAUUCACAUGUAUCUCAGCGAUCUCAGGGUGUAUUUCAAAGUAGAAGCGUAUUUAAGAGUAACCUGAAGUAGGAUGGUCCAGGAGUACUACAAUCGCUGUAAAAAAUAGUAGAUUAUGCCAACACUACCAACGUUGAAUUUAUUGCUGACCCGAAGGUUUUAUGCCAUGGUUGAUUAAUGUACAACUAUUUGCAAAUAUUUAAGUUGAUCAAGUGCAAGUCACUGCCAGGGGAGUGUGCAGAUUGGUUCUUUGACAACCUUUUUGACAUGAUCAUAUUGCUUGCGUAGACGAUACAACAUGCCCAGGCAGAAAAACAGCAUUUUGAUAAAUGAGCAUGCGCUGAACCGUGAACCUGUCCCUUUACAAUUCGUGCCUUUAUUAGGAGUUACGUUUACAUGAAACCUCCAUAACCGCCUUAAUUUUUUGUGCGGCAAAGGCGCGUGGCUGCAUGGAUACACGGUAACAGUGUGAAAUUAAAGGAUC